AUGCGAAUUCUUCUCGAUGUUCAUCCAUUAAUAAGAUGUGGUCCAGAACCAGUGGUUACAACAUCUAUUUUACGAUUUAAAAAAUUCUAUGAACAUAUGCCAAAACAAUUGUAUGCGGCAGGAAUUUAUCCGCAUGUAUAUAAUCGUGCAAUAGCUGCAUUUUUUAAUGAAAUUCUUAUUAAUAUGGGUCCACCAGCCAAACGGUUAUGUCAUAAACAACCAUUUUCAUUUUAUUAUUUAAAUUAUUUAAAUGAAAUAUUUCCAAAUGCAAAAUUUAUUCAUAUGAUACGUGAUGGACGUGCUGUGAUUGCUUCAUCGAUUAAACGUUCAAUCAAUCCAUUGUAUGUUUCGGAUAAACCAUAUUUGGCAUUUAAUUAUUGGGAAGGGAUUACUAAAAAAAUGCAUGAAGAUUGUUUAAAAAUUGGUUCAACACAUUGUUUAACUGUACGUUAUGAAGAUUUAAUAUUGAAUACAGAGAAAGAAACAAAAAAGAUUUUCAAAUUUCUUGAUUUACCUUGGGAUCCAAUAAUUUUAAAACAUGAAACUGUGAUUAACAAGAUUUCUAAUUUAAGUCCAUAUGAAGCAAGUUCAAAACAAGUGAUCAAUAAAAUUUAUCAAAAUUCACUUUUAUCAUGGACAACGAAUGAUUCUAUACUACCAAGAGAAUUGAUUGAAAAAAUACAUUUACAAAGUGAAUUAUUGAAACGGCUGGGUUAUACACAACUUGGUUUCCCACCAAAUUAUUCUCUGUUAAAACCACUUUCUUAA
Schistosoma turkestanicum is the source of this 768-nucleotide messenger RNA. The record is from the annotation of a GenBank genome assembly. Lineage: Eukaryota; Metazoa; Platyhelminthes; Trematoda; Strigeidida; Schistosomatidae.